AUGGCACAAAGAGCGUCACGCUCCGACUUUGAGGCCUUCUUCCCCACCCUUGUCAAAGACGUUUCCGAGCACGUACAGCAAUACAACUUACCGGAAGAUGCUUUGAAAUGGUUUCAAGAAUCCCUCAAAUACAACACCGCAAAUGGUAAGCUGAACCGAGGUCUUGCCGUUCUCGAUACUGCCUCCAUUCUCCUCGAUAGACCGCUCAACCAGACGGAAUACACCCAUCUUGCUACUCUAGGAUGGCUUACAGAGCUACUGCAAGCCUUCUUCCUCGUCUCAGACGACAUCAUGGACUCCUCUCACACCAGACGAGGCGCAGAUUGCUGGUAUCGGCGGCCGGAAGUGGGCAUGGUAGCCAUCAAUGACGCCUUCAUGCUCGAAUCAGCGAUAUACGUGCUCUUGAAAAAAUACUUCAGGCAGCACGAGAGCUACGUCGAUCUUCUUGAGCUAUUCCACGAAGUGACAAUGAAAACAGAGGCAGGUCAACUGUGCGAUCUGUUGAUCGCCCCAGAGGAUCGCGUAGACCUGAGUAAAUUUACCUACGAGAAGAGCAAGUUCAUUAUGACAUACAAGACUGCCUACUAUAGCUUCGGACUACCUGUAGCGCUAGCCCUAUUCUACCUUCGCUUGGCCACAACCAAGAAUUGGGACCAGAGUCAUGAUAUUUUGAUAGCAACGGGAGUAUACUUCCAGGUACAAGACGAUUAUCUUGAUGUUUAUGGUAGUCCGGAGGAGAUUGGGAAGAUUGGGACCGACAUUCAGGAGAACAAAUGUGGUUGGGCGAUUAAUGAGGCGCUGCCGCUAUGUGAUGCUCGCCAGAAGGCAAUACUGGAGGAAAACUAUGGUAGGAAAGACAAAGAGAAGGAGUUGAAGGUGAAGCAGGUCUUCAAAGAAUUGGACCUACCUCAAAGGUACCUCGACUUUGAGGAAAAGGAGGUUGCAAGGAUCAGGCAGAUGAUCGCUUCCAUUGACGAGAGUGAAGGCCUAAAGAAGGGAGUCUUUGAGAGCUUCCUGAAUAAGAUUUAUAAGAGGAGUAAGUGA
Messenger RNA from Bacidia gigantensis, 1044 nucleotides. RefSeq lists its product as uncharacterized. Gene Ontology annotation, biological process: trans, trans-farnesyl diphosphate biosynthetic process. Gene Ontology annotation, cellular component: cytoplasm. The transcript is spliced from 2 exons. NCBI's taxonomy places the organism in Eukaryota, Fungi, Ascomycota, Lecanoromycetes, Lecanorales, Ramalinaceae. Gene Ontology annotation, molecular function: dimethylallyltranstransferase activity; (2E,6E)-farnesyl diphosphate synthase activity. The record is from RefSeq and is a predicted model, not a curated record. The coding region runs from base 1 to 1044 and encodes 347 amino acids.